UUGCUUAAAUUAAAAAAUUAAAUACAUAAAUAUUGGAGAAAUUCUAAAAAAAAACAUAUAUAUAUAUAUAUUUAUUUAUCCAGCCAUCAAAAUGCCAAAAAGAUUAACCGAUGAGGAACUUUCAGAACUAAAAAAUUGGCUUGCUGACCAACAAAUUAAUCCGAACAAAAUGCACCGAGAGUUCUCCGAUGCAGUACCUGUUGCUAAUUUAUUAAAGAAGUUGUAUCCCAAGUUAAUAGAUAUUCAUAACUAUCCUCCACGAAAUAACACACAAUUAAAACUAAAUAAUUGGGAAACUCUCAAUUUUAAAGCUCUCGGAAAAAUUGGUCUUCCACAAAGCAAAGCUAUGUUGCAAAAGCUAGCUGCAGGAACUCCAGGAGCAAUAGAAUCGUUGCUCCAUGAAAUAAAACUGCAUGAUCGAAGCAGUAAAAAAUCAGACAGAUGUGAUGAACAAGAACAGGUUUGGUCGGAAAACGAUGAUAUUAUGAUGGUCAACGUUAACAAAAAAGUCGGUGAUGCUAUUGUUCAAGUACCACAAAAAAUGAUUUUAUUUUCAAUCUAUGAGCAUACUCUUCGUGACUCUCAGACAAAAGAAUCUUACUUGAAUGCAGCUAAUCAAAAAAUUGCUCAUCUAGAAAGUAUAUUGAAACUUAAGGGUGAACGGAUAGACGAGCUGUGUGCUCAACUGGCUAAAGUGUCGGUGCGAAGUUUAAUAAAGCAACAUAACUUGGAAAAUUCUAGCCCCAAUUCAGCACUUAAUUUUGGCAACAUUGAAAAUGAUACAAACAACAAAAGUACGGAGUAUUUAUAAGAAGGUCCUGAUCCUAAAUGUAAAUCUUUGGUUAAUCGAAAUUGUCAUUUGGAAUAUUUUAAAUUUCUAAAUAAAACUUGUAUAUAUGUACAUAAGUACAUAUUUUCUUAAAGAUUUAAUUUAAAAAAAUAUACAAAUUAAA
Molecule: messenger RNA, 953 nt
Organism: Ceratitis capitata (Mediterranean fruit fly)
Lineage: Eukaryota; Metazoa; Arthropoda; Insecta; Diptera; Tephritidae
Product: sperm flagellar protein 1
Exons: 1
Coding region: 92-811 (239 amino acids)
Biological process (GO): regulation of cytoskeleton organization
Cellular component (GO): axoneme
Molecular function (GO): microtubule binding
Source: RefSeq, a predicted model, not a curated record